AUGGCGCAUGUGGUUGAUCCUUUAAAAGCCAACGUUGUGAAGGGUACAGGCUCAAGUGGAGGAUUUGGCGGUAGAAAGGAAGGAGGGGAAAAUUCCCAGCUAAAAGUGGAGGGUAAAGCUCAUGCCGACGUAUUGAAAACAGAGGGAGUAGUUCGUAUCGACAAUGUUUUGUCGAAAGAGACCGCCGACGAACUCCGGAUAUUCUUGUACGAUCUCCGGUCUGAAUCAGAAAAGUUGGUUGAAAGUGGUGACAUUCAGCCCAUCGAGCGAUUCGCCAACGUGUUGUUGAAGGAGAAUCGCUGCGAUCUCACGGUUCCGCUGGGAUCCAAAAUCGUAGCCGAUUCUCUUUGCAGCGUUCUUCAGCACAGCCCAGUGGGUCACACAAUUUCCAAUUUGCUUGGGAAAGAUGCAGUGCUUUAUGAGCUAAGCUGCCUGAUUUCGGAUCCGGGAAGCCAACGCCAAGUGAUGCAUCCCGAUACCCCGUAUUUGAACGAUGAUCCAGCUCUAUACACAUGCUUUAUCGCUUUGCAAGAUAUACAAAUUGAUAUGGGGCCAACCACAUGGCUACCAGGAACAAACUCCAUGGUGGCACACAAACAGUUCAAAGACGAGGAUUGUAGUUCUGGUGAAAGUGCCAAGGACAAGCUGCUUCGAAGCACACCGGGUGUUCUGGGAACGUUGCCGAAAGGAUGUUGUGCUCUGUAUGAUUCACGAACGCUACACUGUGGAGGCGCCAAUGGCUCAAAUCAAAGUCGGGCUCUUUUCUACUUUAGUUUUAAGAACCCAAGUAUGGGAUAUCCUGGAAAUCCUGGAAGCAUACGGCGAGAAUACAUUUCUAAGUUUAGGUUGGCGGACCUACAAAAAGAAAUGAAAGCGUACGGCAGAGGCAGAAAGGACACUGUUCUAACUUUGUAG
Phaeodactylum tricornutum CCAP 1055/1 is the source of this 915-nucleotide messenger RNA. RefSeq lists its product with no specific name. The transcript has a single exon. The coding region runs from base 1 to 915 and encodes 304 amino acids. The record is from RefSeq and is a predicted model, not a curated record. Lineage: Eukaryota; Bacillariophyta; Bacillariophyceae; Surirellales; Neidiaceae.